ACAGCUACAAUCCUCGGAUUUACAGUCAUCUACAACAUUUCACGUGUCUGGAGCAUAAUAUCUCAAAGCCGUCUUCUUGAACCGGUGAUACAGUGUUGUAUCGAGCAUCAGGCCGGAUCCCAGCUCAUAAUCACGCGACAGCUUAUACUCACUCACCUUAUCUCUCACAACCCGACCUCACUCAGUGAAACGGAAUCGACAAGUAAAUAAAAGAGAAAAUGGCCGACAUUGCAGCCCGCCUAGCAGGCCUCAAUCCCUUCAAACAAAACUUCGAUGAUGACGACGACAAGGGCGACUUCAUCGCUCCAGAGCCCGGCCACCUCUCGCGCAAAUCGGACCACUACAAGGCCCAGCUGAGAGUCAGCCACGCCCUCCGGUCCUUUCUCGUCGACAACGACGUCCUCUCGGAGCGCGAUGCCGGCCUCGACUGCAGCGACUCGCCGCCGGCCCUGCGCGAGCUGCUCGGCCGCCGCAACUUCGAGGCGCCGCCGCAGCUCGUCGACCCGCGGUUCCCUCUGCCCGAGUACUUUGUCAGCUCCAGCCACAACACGUAUCUGCUGGCCAACCAGCUGUAUGGCAAGUCGUCCGUGUCGGCGUACGAGACAGCGCUGACGACGGGCUCGCGGUGCAUCGAAAUCGACGCGUGGGACGACGCCGAGAACGAGGACGAGCCCAAGGUGACGCAUGGCUACACGCUCGUGUCGCACAUCCCGUUCCGCGCCGUGUGCGAGACGAUCCGCGACGUCUACGACCGCGAGCAGGCGGCCAGCACAUUCACCGCGGGCCAGGCUGGCGAUCCCGCGUCCCCCAUCCUGCUGUCUCUGGAAAACCACUGCGGGCCUCGCGGACAACUCCGUCUCGUCCAGAUCAUGAGAGAAGUCUUUGGUCACCGCCUCAUAAGCGAGCCGGUUCGACGCAAAGGCACCCGCGAGCAGCAGGGAAGCGGUGAACAUGUGACGCUGGAGGAUCUGGGUCCCAAAAUUUCUGUCAUUGUCGAGUUCCAUCUGCCCGAUGAGGCCUCAGACAGCGGCGACUCCAGCAACGACCAGUCCGAUGACGAGGAGGAGAGGAUGGCCCGCCAGGCGUACAAGGAGAGGAAGCAGGCAGCGUCAUCCUCCUCCACUCGCAUCGUGCCAGAGCUAGCCGAGCUGGGAGUCUACGCUCAGUCGGUGAAACCCAAGGACAACUCUUGGUAUGAUCCUGGACAGCUGGUCAACGGCCCGCAUCACCAUCUCAUCAACGUGUCCGAGACGGGCCUGUCGUCGCAUCUCCCCCAUCACGCGGUCCCGAUCGCCAACCACAACGCCCACCACCUCAUGCGUGUCUUCCCCAAGGGCACCCGCAUCGCCUCGUCCAACCUCCAUCCCGUCAAGUUCUGGGGCAUUGGCGCCCAGAUCUGCGCCCUCAACUGGCAGACGUUUAGCACCAGCAACCAGCUCAACGACGCCCUGUUCAACGGCACCGCCGGCUACGUCCUCAAGCCCGCCGCUCUGCGCGCCGGCGGCAGCGGCCGUCUUGGCACGGGCCGGAUGACAAGGCUGCGCGUCCACGUCGCUGGAGCCACCGACGUGCCUCUCCACGAGGACAGGGAACGAGACUCCAUCAAGCCGUACCUGACGUGUACGCUCUACAGCCCACUCGACGCCGACCAGGAGCCCCCCAAGAGAAAGACGGCGCCCUACAAGCACCACAAGCUGGGGUUCCUCCAUCGCGGCGAGAACCCGCACGCGACGGACCCGGUCUGGGACGAGACGCUGGAGUGGGAGUACGAGGACAACGAGCUAGUCUUUCUGCGAAUGCUCAUCAAGAGCGACGACAGCUUUGCUAGGAACCCAAAGUUCGCCGCCGUGGCCGUUCGCCUGUCGUAUGCCCUCCCCGGGUGGACCUUUAUCAGGAUGAUGGACCUAAAGGGCAAGGAGACGGACUGCACGCUGCUUGUCAAGUUUGAGUUUGAGGAUUUGUGAGGACGCUGCUGGCCAGUGCCCUUGGACCAGCCUGCAUGACUGGUUGACUGAUGACGACGAAUAUCAUGAUAAUGAUGACAAUGUCUACCUCUGUGUGGCAAGACAGGAAGUGUAUGUAUAAAUACCCGCACACGGAUAGCAGUACAUAUACUUGGUCCGUAGCAGAAAUGGGGUAUACCCGGGCAAUAACGAAUCAACCGUCUCGGUAUGUCUUGUUCAUAUUCCCCCCAAGACAACUCUGUGGAGCAAACCUCGUUAGUCCAACGGCCCGCCACUACUAUUCUAAAUCACAAGAAGAAAAAACGCCACCCAUG
Molecule: messenger RNA, 2278 nt
Organism: Trichoderma virens Gv29-8
Lineage: Eukaryota; Fungi; Ascomycota; Sordariomycetes; Hypocreales; Hypocreaceae
Product: putative phospholipase C
Exons: 1
Coding region: 219-1964 (581 amino acids)
Biological process (GO): lipid metabolic process; phosphatidylinositol-mediated signaling
Molecular function (GO): phosphatidylinositol-4,5-bisphosphate phospholipase C activity
Source: RefSeq, a predicted model, not a curated record